Messenger RNA from Vicia villosa (hairy vetch), 1148 nucleotides. Its product is annotated as folate-binding protein 1. The transcript has 4 exons. Bases 102 to 1022 code for a protein of 306 amino acids. The record is from RefSeq and is a predicted model, not a curated record. Lineage: Eukaryota; Viridiplantae; Streptophyta; Magnoliopsida; Fabales; Fabaceae.
GUCAAUUUUGUGUGUCUGAAUUAAUCCACAGGAAUCAAUUGCACCGCGUUUGGGUGCAGUCAUAUACGGCGUUAGAAACUUGAUGAAAUCAAGGUCACACUAUGGUGUUUUUUCAGAUAUGGAGCCACUCUCACCUCGGACCCAAUAAAACUGAAUACGCUUUCCUGCUUUUACUCAUCCUCUUCCAUAUCUUCCUUCCUCACUCUUCCGGUAAACCCAAUGGAGCGUGUGUUUCUCAAAAAGGUCGCUUUCCUCCUUUCAAAUCAGAGGGCAACCCUCCCAAAUGGGGUCCUAAAGAUAUGACCCUUUGUCGGGUUUUUCGCAAGAAGACUUGCUGUGAUGCAACACAUACACAUCCUGCACUCCUGUCUGUAAGGAAGCUUGCUUCUGGCGGGGAAGCUAGCCCAGAGUGUUUGCACUUAUGGGAACUAUUGGAAUGUGCCAUAUGUGAUCCACGCGUUGGUACUCGGCCUGGACCUCCUGUAAUUUGUGAAUCUUUAUGUGAGAACAUUUAUGACGCAUGCUCGAACGCCUACUUCUCUAUGGAUGUGAAAACACAGAUGCUUGCUCCUUGUGGAGUAAAUGAUUUUGUAUGUGGUAGGGCUGCCGAAUGGGUCUCCAAUGGUACAGAUCUUUGUCUUGCUGCAGGUUUUCGAGUGAAGCCAUCUGAUAUGGUCCAUGUUGCCUCAGAAGAGACUUUUUGCUAUGGGGAUAAAGCAAGUCUAGGUUCAGUUGCUGAUUCCUGGAGGGCUUCACAGUUUGAAUCAACCAAGAAAGGAGAGAACUCGAUGAUAUUUGACGAUUUCCAACAAUGGACUAGGAAUAUGCCAUUCAAUGAAAGAGUUUCUUGGGCUAUAGGAGGGAUGGUUCUAACAGCAGGAUUGGUGUUUAUAAGCAAAAGGAAAAGCAAUAACCAACGCCAGAAACUAGCCGCUAUUCAGCGCACCGCGAGGAAGCUGGGAAGGCUGGUGGAUCAACAACCUUCAAAUGGUUCAGAAAUUAGGAACAGAAUUUCCAGAUGAGAGUUCCCUUGUAUGUGUAAUUGUUAACAAUACAUAAUUAAUUGUGGUAAUUUAUAGGUCAAUCUCAUGUUUCAUGUUUCUUGAUUAAUAAUCUAAAUGAAGUCUUGAUGCCUUCUCCUUUCUCUC